This is a messenger RNA of Python bivittatus (Burmese python), 1178 nucleotides long. RefSeq names its product heat shock protein beta-7-like. Lineage: Eukaryota; Metazoa; Chordata; Lepidosauria; Squamata; Pythonidae. The record is from RefSeq and is a predicted model, not a curated record.
GAGAAGCCUUUUUGCCACGCCUGACGAUGCAACCUCGGGAUCGAUGCCUCCUUAAUAUGAACCCCGGAGGCUGAAAUCGAGAAAUUCUUUUUCGGCUUGUAAGCAGCUUCUCCGUUUCCGGACAGACACGUCAUCUUCUGGCCAAAGCCAUCCCAAUGCAGGCCCUUGUGCACACCCAGCAGCUGCUGUGGACCCCGGGUGCCAUGUCUUCUGUGAGCUCUUCGUCCACCUUCCGCUCCGAACACAUCAGUACCUAUACGCCAAGCAAGCCUCGCUUCGAGCCCCUGCUGGACCCUCCCCAUGGGAUCUUUGGUGCUGGGAGAACCCGGGAGCCCUAUGGGUAUUCAGGCUCCCCACCGUCGGUCCAUUCCUCAGCCCUGGGCAGCAGCAACGUGGUGGCCAGUGGGAACAAGUACCAGGUCAUUACGGACCUCAGCCAGUUUGAACCUCAAGAUAUCGUGGUGACUUCCUACAACUACUGCAUUGUCAUCCAAGCCGAGAAGAUGGCAGAAGAUGGCAUUGUUUCCAAUACCUUCACCCACAAGUGCCAGCUGCCAGCAGACAUGGAUCCUCUGUCCGUCAGUUGCUCCUUGAACGAUGGCAAGUUGAUCAUCACGGCUAGGAGGCAACUACUGUCCCCAUCACCUCUGUAUCGUACGGAGGUGAAGCUCUAAGUGUACCCCUCUCCCCCAAGAUAGUGCAGCAGCCCCCCUAGAUGUGAUUGAUUCUUACUUCGAUUUGUGGGCAUCCCUUCUGCCACACCAUGCCAGACCAUACACCACGUGUAGGUGCUGGCCUUCCUUCCUUCCCCUUAGAUUCCCCUUCUGUUGGGUAGAAGGGAAAACUCUAUGUGCAGACAGAGAGAGAGACAGACAGAGAAAAUGGUCCAUGGGCUGGCUAUGAAAUGACUGAGAUCCUCCAUCGUUGGCAGAUGCAACACAACCGCUUCUAAGGAAAACAUGUCCUGAGAUCUGGAAGCUCCAAGCUUGGGGGGCAUUUGAAAUUUGGACAAUAUCUUACAGUAAAAAUAUGAGAACAGGGUUGCAGCAACUUGGAUGAUGAGGUGACAGGAAAGAGAACACUUUCGUGUCACCUGGAGGGAUCUGGAUGAUAACCUGGCCUUAGCAGUGUUUCUCAACCUUGACAACUUGAAGAUGUGUGGACUUCAACUCCCAGAA